Lachancea lanzarotensis is the source of this 1539-nucleotide messenger RNA. RefSeq names its product LALA0S14e01200g1_1 (gene PDE2). Gene Ontology annotation, molecular function: 3',5'-cyclic-nucleotide phosphodiesterase activity. The transcript has a single exon. Gene Ontology annotation, biological process: signal transduction. The record is from RefSeq and is a predicted model, not a curated record. Bases 1 to 1539 code for a protein of 512 amino acids. NCBI's taxonomy places the organism in Eukaryota, Fungi, Ascomycota, Saccharomycetes, Saccharomycetales, Saccharomycetaceae.
AUGAGAACAGUUUUCGCCGUGAACAAGCCCGAGUUGUGCCAUGAGCUGUUUGAGCAUUUUGCAGGGUGCAACGUGGUGCAUCUCUCAUCGGUGAGUGAACUCCUGGUGUAUUUGUACGCCCACAGGCUCUCGGGUGAAGACACAUUUGAGCGGACGUUGUCGCUAGUCGUCCACCAGCAGCCACAGCGUGAUUCCCAGAGCAGCUCAGAUCCAGAGCUGGAGUCAAUUACCACUGCGGAACUGGCGUAUCUGGUGCAGAAACAAUUUCCCUGUUUCAGUCUCAGCGUUACAGCUCCCGCAGAAGUGCCAAAAGCCUUGAAACACCUGCGUGAGUGCGCUUCCCUAUACGCCAGCCGUUUGGCAAGAGUCUCCACCUGGAUGUACAACAAUUACGAAGGCUGCAAGAAACCAUUCACAGGCCACGAGACCCACAAUGCUUGUCAACAAGAUGAAACGACUCCCAACUCAUCUUCUUGCUCUGCAAACGUGUAUACAAUGCUUUCCCAUCUUACACGAGUACGCAACAACAGUCAUCAAAGUGCGGGUCUGCCAUGCACGAAACUCAUCUCCACCGCUCUCAAUCUUCGAGAUUUGAUCAUUCUACCGAAGGAUAAAGUCUCGAGCGACCACUACUGGAAACUCAUUUCUACUUGGGAUUUCUGUGCCAUGAGUCUUUCGACCUCAGAGCUUAUAUGGUGCAGUUAUCUGAUUCUUAAAAAAGUUGCGCAUGACGCCAACUUUCAUAUUUCAGACAACGACCUAUUCUUAUUUCUGUUGAGCUUGGAGGCUUCUUACCAUCAGGGCAACAAGUUUCACAGUUUUAGACAUGCCGUCGACGUUAUGCAAGCCACUUGGCAGCUAUGUUGCCAUUUGAAGUCUCAUUUCGAAAAAAAUUCCUCCAUACUAGUCGUCUGCGUUGCGGCCAUUGGUCACGACGUUGGACAUCCAGGUACAAAUAACGCUCUUAUGUGCGAUCCAAUUUCACCCGUUGCCAAAUUGUACAACAAGGCUUCCGUGCUUGAAAACUUUCAUACCGAAAUCUUCUCAGAUCUCCUCCAAGAACAUUGGCCCCAGAUCUUGCAACAGAAAACUAUCUUGUCCGAUACCAUUUUGGCUACCGACAUGGCCUUGCAUUCGCAAUAUGUGCAGUUAAUGGAUGCGGGUCCCUCGAAACUACCAAGUCUACUGUCAUUGAUUCUAAAGGCCGCGGAUAUAUCAAACGUCACCCGUCCUCUACAUAUCUCUACCAACUGGGCAGUCUUAAUCACUUGCGAGUUCAGUGAAUGUGCCGCACUCUUGAAGUCAAUUCAGAACAAUGAUAUUUAUGGGCACAAGGUGACGGAUUGCGACGAACCUAUUCCGGAUUGCAUAGAAAGCAUUUUGAUAAAAUAUCCAUCCAUACCAAAGGGUCAGCUUCUGUUCAUUAAUGCAUUUGCAGAAAGUUUAUUUGCCGGUUUAGCAGAAUGUUUUCAAGAGCUGAGGUUUUUGCAUAAUAAUGUUCAGGCAAACAAGAAAUUUUGGGAAGGGAAAUGUAAAUAA